UAUCUCCUCUUCAGAAGCCGUUCUUCCUCUUCUAUCUAUCACCGGAACAUAAAUACACUCACAGCAGCGCUAAGAUAAAGAGGGCUGGGCUUGUUCCGUAACCCACUCAGCUCUCAGACCUUGAGCUUCAUAAUGGCACCUCAGGUCACUGACCGGCCUCAAAGGUUCCUGCUGAUCCCCUCAUCGCUCUCCACCAUGAUCCUGUACCUGCUGCUCUUUCCUGUUCUUAUCCUAGGUAUUGUGGAAUCACAAACAGCUAACAUGACAGAGGACGAGUUGGGCAAAGUUGAGGGGAACCAAACAUUCAGCGAGUCCACCGCUGACAAGAGUCCAAUGAAACCCGGCAACGUGACGUCCAGUUUGUACAAAGACGAGACGAGUCAAAUUGAGGAUGAACUGCAGAACAACCAAACAUCUACGGUCCUCUCAGAGGAUGACGAGAAUUUUCAGGACCAGGAAAAUGAGUUCCCAGCCAGACAGUGCCAGCAUAACUUGCUGGUAGAGUACAGUCACAGUUAUUGUGGUAAAGCUUUUCACAUGGAAAUGCAGUCCAUCAGCCCAGAAAACUGGUGCGUCCUGGAAAAGAUCAUCAGACCAUACAACGACAUGACGGUAUGCUUGGAGAAGCUGUCUGAUAUUGUCAACUGCUAUUACCCAAACCCCAACAUUCAAGACUUCUUCCUCUACAUCCACUCCUACUACUUCCAGAACUGUUCUAAGGAGGAGCUUCUGCUUGUGGAUGCACCUCAAGGGGUGGUGAUCGCCCUCACGCUCAUCCCUGUGAGCCUCAUCCCUGUCCUGGUGUAUCUGGUUGUUUGGAAAAGUAAGGUCCACGAGUGAGUCGUGUUAGACCGGCACCGUCAUGCUACAAUAAACAUCAGCUCAGAAACUGAGUUGCUCCAGAAAACCGCUUUGUAUCUUUUUCGGAGAAAAAAAUGUUAUAAUCCAGUCUGGUGGGAAAAUAAAUGGUGAGUAAAUUAUGAAAUGAGGACAGCAACCAUAAAUCUAAUUGUGGGUGAACUAAAUCUCAGUUAAAAAUGUUUUUAUAUGUGUUUCACUGAGUAUGCAAGGAAUAGUUUGACAUUUUGGGAAAUAUGCUUAUUCACUUUCUGGCAGAGAGUUAGAUGAGAAGAUUUAAACCACUAUCAUGUCUGUCCGUUAGUUAUGAAUCUAAAGCCAGCAGUGGGUUAGCUUAGCUUAGCACAAAGACUGGAAACAGUGGGAAACAAUUAGCCUGGCUCUAUCGGAAGGAAACAAAAUCUGCCUAGCAGCACCUCUAAAGCUCACACACGUUAUAUCUUGUUUGUUUAAUCUGUACAAAAUCCAAAGGGGGUUAUAUGUGCAUAUUAAACAAAAUGUUAUUUUUACACACUACAAUUUUUGUACGGAUUAAACAAAAGGGAUACAACUUGUUAAUUAAUGAGCUUUAGAGGUGCUGGUAGGUGGAUUUAGUUACAUUGGGACAGAGCCAGGCUAGCUGCUCCCCCUGUUUCCAGUCUUUAUGCUAAGCUAAGCUAACUGUCUGCUGACUGUAGCUUCAUAUUUAACAGACAGACAUGGGAGUGGUAUCAAUCUUCCCAUCUACCUCGCUGCGAGAAAGCGAAUAAGUAAGUAUUCUCAAAAUGUCGAGCUAUUCCUUUAAGUAAUACAGUGUUGGCUGCAGCGCAGAUAAACAGUGAAGCAAUCGUAGCCAUUUAAAAAAAAAAGAAAGUAUGAAUAAGAAAGGAGAAGUUACAUAAUCCUUAAGACGUGAUCUUUAAUAUUUGGUGUCUCAUCCUUUAUAAAUGUCUUUGACCUACAGACAUCAGCAGAUACUUGGUAAACUACAUGGCCAAAAGUAUGUGGACACCCAAACAUGACACCCUAAUGUGAUUGUUGAAUAUGUCAUUUCCAACCAUGGGCAUUAAUCUGCCGCUAUGACAGCCUCCACUCUUCUGUGAAGGCUUUCUUCCAGAUUGUGUUUUUAAUCAAACCUCUGCCAGUUAGUGAUCCAGUUCAUCCCAGAGGUGCUGGAUGGGGUUGAGGUCAGGGCUCUCUGCAGGCCAGUCAAGUUCUUCCACGCCAAACUGGUAAAACCAUUUCUUUAUGGAGCUGCUUUGUGCUCGGGGGAACUGUCACGUUGGAACAGGAAAGAGACAAAAACAAACUGUUGUCGCAAAGUUGGAAGAGCUCUGUUGUCUAAAAUAUCAUUGCAUGCUGAAGCAUUAGGAUUUCUCUUCACUGGAACUCAGGGGGCUGCAGGCUGUGAGCACUGAAAAUCAGAACUUUUAACCUCAUAAACACAGAUUUUUAAAGCCGGUAUGCUGGAGUACAGCCAAAACAGGAGAAAUACAUCAAUUUCCUAAUACUUUCUGACUACAAUGUACUUUAUAUACUGAACACAGGCAGGCUGAAUCACAUCUUUGGCCAAUCACCUCACUGAAAUACCUGUAAAUGUAAAUGUAUGAUAUUGGGAAUUGCUAUUUUCAGUAAAUAAAGUCUGGAAUAUUU
Siniperca chuatsi (mandarin fish) is the source of this 2490-nucleotide messenger RNA. RefSeq names its product receptor activity-modifying protein 1-like. Gene Ontology annotation, cellular component: membrane; signaling receptor complex; cell surface. Gene Ontology annotation, molecular function: coreceptor activity. Gene Ontology annotation, biological process: angiogenesis; receptor internalization; protein localization to plasma membrane. NCBI's taxonomy places the organism in Eukaryota, Metazoa, Chordata, Actinopteri, Centrarchiformes, Sinipercidae. The transcript is spliced from 5 exons. The coding region runs from base 133 to 840 and encodes 235 amino acids. The record is from RefSeq and is a predicted model, not a curated record.